Molecule: messenger RNA, 2430 nt
Organism: Mauremys reevesii (Reeves's turtle)
Lineage: Eukaryota; Metazoa; Chordata; Testudines; Geoemydidae
Gene: CLIP4
Product: CAP-Gly domain containing linker protein family member 4
Exons: 17
Coding region: 249-2354 (701 amino acids)
Biological process (GO): cytoplasmic microtubule organization
Cellular component (GO): microtubule plus-end; cytoplasm; nucleus
Molecular function (GO): microtubule plus-end binding
Source: RefSeq, a predicted model, not a curated record
UUCUCGUGACACCAGUUCAGUGACCAGCUGGACCAAGUGUCCCCAGAGCGGGAGCGGCGGCAGCUCCAGUCUCCCCCGUCUCGGUAAUUCCCUGCCCGCGUAGCUGGCAGCAGGUGCGGAACAGGACGGGACAGGCGCUGGACGUCGCUGUUCUCUGCUUGGGUCAAAGCGGGGGCAAGGUUAUUCUGGGGCGUAGAAAGUUGGCUGGAAGUACUGGAGGUUACAGCACCACGGUGGCUUUCUAGAAGAUGACCAUAGAGGAUCUCCCAGAACCUUCCCAAGAAGGAGAUUCAUUGAUUGAAAGAUACCAGUUUUUAUUCCCAGGCUCUGAAACAUCAGUUACCUUUUCAGUUGCGGCAGCACCAAUGCCUUCAGACUGUGAGUUCUCCUUCUUCGAUCCUAAUGAUGCAGCAUGCCAAGAAAUUCUUUUCAACCCUAAAACAUCAGUUUCUGAAUUGUUCGCCAUCUUACGGCAAUGGGUCCCACAGGUCCAGCAGAACAUUGAUAUAAUUGGAAAUGAGAUCAUUAAGAGAGGCUGCAGUGUGAAUGAUAGAGAUGGACUAACUGAUAUGACUCUCUUACAUUACACCUGCAAGUCAGGGGCUCAUGGUAUUGGUGAUGUUGAGACUGCUGCCAAAUUCGCCUCUCACCUUAUUGAUCUGGGUGCAGAUACCAGUUUGCGUAGUCGCUGGACAAAUAUGAAUGCUUUGCAUUAUGCUGCCUACUUUGAUGUUCCAGAACUUAUUAGAAUUAUUUUGAAAAAUGCAAAGCCCAAAGAUGUGGAUGCCACCUGCAGUGACUUUGAUUUUGGAACAGCUUUGCAUAUUGCUGCGUUUAACUUGUGUACUGCAGCAGUGAAGAGUUUACUGGAACAUGGAGCGAAUCCUGCCUUUAGGAAUGACAAAGGACAGAUUCCAGCAGAUGUGGUUCCUGAUCCAGUAGAUAUGCCAUUGGAGAUGGCAGAUGCUGCAGCAAGUGCAAAAGAAAUCAAACAGAUGCUGUUGGAUGCAGUGCCUCUGUCAUGUGACAUCUCAAAGGCCAUGCUUCCAAACUAUGAUCAUGUCACUGGCAAGGCCAUGCUUCUGUCACUUGGCUUGAAACUGGGAGAUCGUGUUGUUAUCGCAGGACAAAAGGUUGGUACAUUAAGAUUUUGUGGCACAACAGAAUUUGCCAGUGGGCAAUGGGCUGGUGUAGAGCUGGAUGAACCAGAAGGAAAGAAUGACGGAAGUGUUGGAAAAGUCCAGUACUUCAAGUGUGCACCAAGAUGUGGUAUCUUUGCACCUCUUUCUAAAAUAAGUAAGGCUUCAGAUCACAAGAAGAAUUUUGUCAGAAGUCCUUCCACACGAUCUACUUUGGUCAAGUCCAAGAAAAUUGAUGUAACGCACAUAACUUCAAAAGUGAAUACUGGCUUAGCUACAUUAAAAAAAGACAGUAGUUCUGAAUCCACCUUUUUGGCUACUGAAGAAGGAAUGAAAAUUAUGCCUGGUAAAGAAGCUUUCCUUGGAUCCAGCAGUUCUUCCUCUUCCACUGCCUCUUUAGAGAGCAAACAGAAUCAUCCCAAGAAAUGGAACUCAACUAACAGCAAUAAAAAGGCAGUGCCUAAAGUAGCUUCUACCUCAUCUAAAAGCAGUGCUGGACUGAAUAAUGCUUCUCCAUCUACAAGAAAAAACCCUUUUGAUGAAGGAGAAAUUCAGCUCGGAGACAAAGUGCUAGUGGUAGGGCAGAGAACUGGCACUGUUAGAUUCUAUGGGACAACAAAGUUUGCACCAGGCUUUUGGUGUGGCAUUGAACUGAACAAACCUCACGGCAAGAAUGAUGGUUCAGUUGGAGGGGUCCAGUACUUCAGUUGUCUCCCCAGAUAUGGCAUAUUUGCCCCACCAACCAGAGUGCAGAGGUUAACAGGUUCCUUAGACUCCCUCACAGAAGUUUCAACAGGUAAAAUGAAUCAUUCUUUCCCAGGUUUUAGACGAAGUUUAAGUACAACUUCUGCAUCUUCACAGAAGGAGAUAAACAGGAGAAACUCCUUUGUCAAAUCUAGAAGCUCGAUGCUGCGGCGUAGUUGGAGCAGCACCACUACGACUAACACUGAGGGACCUGUGAAACUACAUGAGGGUUCUCAGGUCCUUCUAACCAGCUCGAAUGAGAUGGGCACAAUUAGGUACAUUGGCCCUACUGACUUUGCACCAGGGAUAUGGCUUGGACUUGAACUCAGAAGUGCCAAGGGAAAGAAUGAUGGAUCUGUGAGUGACAAGCGCUACUUCACCUGUAAGACAAACCAUGGAGUCUUGGUUCGACCUAGUAGAGUAACCUAUCGUGGGAUUAAUGGAGCAAAACUUGUGGAUGAUAUUUGUUGAACCAGAAUGCUUACAACCUGUGCAUCAAGUGCUAGUGCAAUGAUAUAUAAGCAUUAAACCACAUACAAUAACCCCA